AUGGCCGAAACAGAAACAUCCACAAUCGCAUCUACAUCAAAAAGCACAUCCAUCUCUCCUCCCGCAGCAAUAAAACCGGUGCAAAUCCAGACCUCACAAACCACACCGCAUGUCGACAAAGUCAACGAACUCCAUGAAACAGAUGAAGCGGAUUCCAUCCAUGAGAACUCUCGUGGCGCAACUGAACUCGCGACUUUUGCGAAAUUAAGACGCAAUUAUACACGGGCUUCUACGCGUUAUGCUUCCUCUACUGUAUCGGAAAAACCGUCUACGUCUCCUGGUGGGUUUGCUGAGGGGGUAAGAAAGUUUUGGAGGAGGCAGAUUAGCAUUAAGGUUGAUCACCAUACUUGUAGAGAUCAUUUAGGUACGUUUUCUUGAUUGCUUGUUUUUCGCUUGGACGUUAUACCAUUCAAGUUUGAUUCGGUGUCGAUCUUAUUUUGAUUGAACUGCUUCAGUUGUAUCUUCAUCGCGAAGACCGUUUUCACAAGCUCAUUGCGGAAAGAUGAUGAACUAUGUAUCCGUGCACCCAAGGUAUAG
Messenger RNA from Hymenoscyphus albidus, 537 nucleotides. The record is from the annotation of a GenBank genome assembly. NCBI's taxonomy places the organism in Eukaryota, Fungi, Ascomycota, Leotiomycetes, Helotiales, Helotiaceae.